Radiomyces spectabilis is the source of this 1158-nucleotide messenger RNA. RefSeq lists its product as uncharacterized. The transcript has a single exon. NCBI's taxonomy places the organism in Eukaryota, Fungi, Mucoromycota, Mucoromycetes, Mucorales, Radiomycetaceae. The coding region runs from base 378 to 746 and encodes 122 amino acids. The record is from RefSeq and is a predicted model, not a curated record.
AUUGCGCUCCUGUGCCAUACUGGUAAUUAUGUCACCUGGUACAAGAAAAAGAGAUGCGAUGUCAAGAGCUUCGAUUUUUAGCCAGCACAGAGCUCAGAUCUCAAUCCAAUCGAGCAUCUUUGGGCUUAUCUUGCGCAUAAUCUUCGUAGCAAACGUGGCGAACUGGCAGAUGUGGCCCAACUCGAAGCGUUUGUCCACAAAACCUGGUUGGAGAUCUCCCCUCUUCUUCUGGAAAAAUUUAGUUUCCAGUAGGCCCGAAACAACGAGAGUUUCCGCUCCAGUCAGUCCAAGUUCUUGACGUCCUGGGCUAUUCUCGUGAAAUACGUCCACGAGAACAUAUACAAAGGUCAUUAUCGCAUGCGUGGAGGUUACCGACAAUGAUGAAGUUCGAAAGUUCCUUGACGCCCCGUUAUGUUUCCGCACCCGAGAUUGCAGGAGAACUUUCGGCUAUUCCGUGCACAAGGAAUUCCCUGCUCAUCAACCUAGCAAUCCACCUACCAGAUUCUGAAGUUAUAUACUUCAACGAAGGUGCAGAUGCGGAAACUGUUUUUAACUCAACCAAAUGCACUACCCUCACUGCAUGGUUCGAGCUUAAUCGUGAAGAUCCAGCGAUUCGCCAAUACUUAUACAUUGAGAUCCCUAUUAUAUGGGGUGGGAAUAAGCGAAAUAGGCGAUGGAUCCACAGACAGAGGAGGGUUCAGUUCAAGUUCUUGACAUCCAGGUCUAUUCUCACCCCUAAAAAUUGACGACGUCGCUGCGAUAAAUGACCCAUUUAUCAGAUCCUUUCCUGGUGAAAUCGGGUAGACCUUCUCAGCCGCGACGUUUUAUAUGACGAAGACGAAAGACCUGAACUGGUAUAUCAGUCUUAGCCACGAUGAAAAGAGGGAUUGGGUAUGCUUGAAACGAUUAUUUCUGAUAUAAAACGGAUGAGAGUCGAUCUCUAUACCCACCCGAAUUCUUAAAUGCCGAGGCCGACGAAGGAUGUGGUUCCCGUUCCAUGGUAUAGAAGAUUCUUCUAACUUAACCCACCCUUACGACCACAAAAAAACCUAUAGAUAAACAAAGAAUAGCAUAGACAGAUAUGAAGUUACCCAGAUUAGAAAAACUUUUCAUUAUUUUUAGGUCUACGACCAAUAAAGCGUAGCUCAGGAAGAGUUA